UGGCUUUCCUCACUGUAUACUAAUAGUGUUGUACAAAUACUGUAUACAUCUGCUUAAUUUGGUCGAUUGCGGCUAUGAUAUCAUUUCGCUUCUUUUCUGGUCCCCAUCAUCUGCAACCCUGAAAAUUCUGCUCCGAUGACACUGGAAGGUCCUGUAUACCUCUCAGAAGACGAGCCUCAAAUGCGGAAGGACCUUCUCAUGGAACUGCCGAGGUGGCCACUGCUUACUUGUUUUGACUGCCUUGCGCAAGAUUAUUUUAUGAAGUACUAUUACGAAACGGUCAAUGAAGACGGGGAAACCGAUAUCAUUCAUGACAAGACAUUUCAAGUAGUCAGAUUGAAAGCCUUCUUUGCCGCUGUGAAGGGAUUUAUUACGGGCGACUUGGAUCUUUCAAGCCGCCACCGGUCUAGAUUUGAAUUCCUGGAAGACCGCUUCGUAGAGUUCACCGACGAAUUGAUGUCGCUCUACUUUCUCGCUGAGGAACUUGGCGAGUCGUGGAGCAUCGACGUUCGAGGUUGCUGGCAGAUGUGCAUCGAAUAUCAAUUCAAGGACGACACGAAAUGGGAAGAAUUCAAAUCCAAAGUCUGCGUUUGGUUUGUGGAUACUGUCAAAGGCACUGAUAUAAGGAUUCUUCAAGUUACUGGGGUGGGAAUCAUAUUCACCCAAAAGAAGUCGUCGGCAGGGUUUCAGAAGCUUUGUCUGUUGGAUCUUUCGGAGGAACUGCUGGACCUCAUUUUUCGUGAAUGCGACAUUCAAGAUGCACGUGCGCUUUCUGCGACUUGUCAGUGCUUGAAAAAGAUAUCCAUCCCUUAUAUCCAUAUGUGUCGCCUAUUGGGGUUUCCAGGACCUGCGCAAAAACACAUAAACCCCGAUCAUCCUAUGGAAGAAGAAGUAGAAAUGGAGUUGUUCAAGAAGUCUCAGUCCGAGUUCAUGGACAAGUUGGAUUUUCUUCUUACUCUCCCUGAUCUCAUUAUCAGGCUCCAGAAGGUCCGCUUCUUCGACUACUGGAUGGGGUAUCUGCACAGAGAAUCCCUCGCGGUACCCCGUGCAAUGUCCCUCGUCAUGGAUGUCUUGAAAGGCUGCCAAAGUCUGACCACCAUCACCUACGAUGGUUUCAAUGUCGACAGCCAAUUCGUAACACUGGCGCAUGUCCGCGACCUUUCCCUUCUCCUAGAGCAAUUUGGCUUCGAAGAUAUCGCCGUUUGGAAUUUCGUCUACUUUUGUCCGAAUGUGGUCGACCUAUCUAUUAUGACGUGUCCUGGACAAGUCGUGCUUUCACGUGGAUGCCAACAAUUGUUGAAAGCCCUCGACUCCAGGGAAUGGCUUGUUGCACUCCAUUCUUUGCCCCAUCCCCCUCCGUUAUCGCGCGUCAAAAUUGGAUUUGCCGUACCGCCGUAUGAUGUUAGUGUCGACGAGUUGCUGGUUGCGCUUCACGGCUUCCCUAUUCAAGACUUAGUCAUAGAUGGACUAGCUGAGGGCAGGCCCGAUCUGAUUGAAAACAUAGGCCAACGACUUCCGGACAUACAUUCCUUGACUCUCUUCCGUCGACAAAGCCCCCCGCCAACGAAUAUCCGUUCCAUGCCGCUGGCCUCAGCCUCCGUGGAUGUUACGCCUCCCGUUUCUCCAAUUUCUCCAAACUACGAGGGGAGUGCCGCUGAUUGUGAUCCCUACGUGCUUCCGUCCGACGACAAAUUGUGGUAUCGGUGGGAUGACUGGUCGCCCGUAGACACCAGCCAUAACAUGGCUCGUGUGUUUUCUGUCUAUAAUCCGGCGCUGGAGGAUGUUCUUAUCUACCUGCGAAGAGGGGCGGUGAAGUGGCACAUUGGGCCAGACGGUGCAGUAGGACAAGUGAAAUUCCUGGAUUCACCUUUAUGGAAUCCGAUGUGGGAAGAGCAAUCGGAUCGCUCGAUUAUUGUUGAACGUUGA
Molecule: messenger RNA, 1926 nt
Organism: Desarmillaria tabescens
Lineage: Eukaryota; Fungi; Basidiomycota; Agaricomycetes; Agaricales; Physalacriaceae
Exons: 8
Coding region: 136-1926 (596 amino acids)
Source: RefSeq, a predicted model, not a curated record